GGUGGCGAGCGCGCGGGCGGAGCGGCGCCGGGAGCCCGAGCGGAGCGAGCCGGGGCGGUGGCGGCCUGCGAUUGUGAGAUGGGAACUGAGAACAAUGGAAUAAUUCCCAAGGAAGAAAUUUCUGAAGAUUCUGAACCAUGCUAUGCAACAUUAGGAAAACAUUCAAAAGUGGUUUACCAGGGUCAUGAUUUUAGAGCAACAUGUGAAAAAGACAUGUUGGGGGGACAUUUGAGAGAGUCCACAGAAAAAAUUAUAGAGCACAUGUCUCCUCAGAAGAGAGACUUUGUGUCAGGAUUGAUUAUUUUUAAGAAAUCACCCUCAAGUGAAAAAGAUGAGGAAAAUAGUGAGAGUGAGAGAAUCCAUAGUCUCAGCUCAGAUUUGGUCACAUUUGAGGAAGAUACCACAAUAGAGGAGAUUAGUACAUUUGUUACUUCUGGUCAAAAUUUCACAGAGAAUUCAGAACUUAACAAAACACAGAGAUGUUCUGUGGGAGAAAAAUCUCAUAAAUGUAAAGAAUGUGGGAAAGCCUUCAAUCAGAACUCACAUCUUAUCCAGCAUAUGCGAGUUCAUAGUGGAGAGAAACCCUUUGAAUGCAAGGAAUGUGGAAAAACAUUUGGAACUAACUCAAGCCUUCGAAGGCACCUGAGAAUUCAUGCGGGGGAGAAACCCUUUGCUUGCAAUGAAUGUGGAAAGGCUUUCAUUCAAAGUUCACACCUUAUUCACCAUCAUAGAAUUCACACCGGGGAGAGACCAUAUAAGUGUGAAGAGUGUGGUAAAGCUUUUAGUCAGAAUUCAGCCCUUAUUUUACACCAGAGAAUACACACUGGAGAGAAACCAUAUGAAUGUAAUGAAUGUGGGAAGACCUUUAGGGUUAGCUCACAACUUAUUCAGCAUCAGAGAAUUCACACUGAAGAAAGAUAUCAUGAAUGCAGCGAGUGUGGCAAAGCCUUCAAACAUAGCUCAGGCCUUAUAAGACACCAGAAAAUUCACACUGGAGAAAAACCAUAUCUGUGUAACGAAUGUGGAAAAGGUUUUGGUCAGAGUUCUGAGCUUAUUCGGCAUCAAAGAAUACAUACAGGUGAUAAGCCCUAUGAAUGUAAUGAAUGUGGAAAAACGUUUGGCCAGAACUCUGAGAUUAUUAGACAUAUUAGAAUCCAUACUGGUGAGAAACCCUAUGUGUGUAAGGAAUGUGGGAAGGCCUUCAGGGGGAACUCAGAACUUCUUAGACAUGAGAGAAUUCAUACUGGAGAGAAACCUUAUGAAUGCUUUGAAUGUGGAAAGGCUUUUAGGCGGACUUCCCAUCUUAUUGUCCAUCAGAGAAUUCAUACUGGAGAGAAGCCUCAUCAGUGUAAUGAAUGUGCAAGAACAUUUUGGAAUGACUCAGAACUACUACUUCACCAGAAAAUUCAUGUUGGAGAGAAACCUUAUGAAUGUAACGAAUGUGAGAAAACUUUCAGCCAGCAUUCCCAACUUAUCAUUCAUCAGAGAAUUCACACUGGAGAGAAACCUUAUGAAUGCCAAGAAUGUCAGAAGACUUUUAGUCGGAGCUCUCACCUCCUCCGACAUCAAACUGUUCAUUGUAUGGAAUAAUCUGAUUGUUCAUAAUCUGUACCUCAAGUUCUCAGAUCAUAUGAAUGAUUUUCAAACAGUAGAAAAGGGUUAGAUAUUGUUUGGACAUUGAAAAAUUUAAUAUGUUGAGUUAGAUCAUAAAAACUGUUUCAAGCA
Molecule: messenger RNA, 1725 nt
Organism: Suncus etruscus (white-toothed pygmy shrew)
Lineage: Eukaryota; Metazoa; Chordata; Mammalia; Eulipotyphla; Soricidae
Gene: ZFP3
Product: ZFP3 zinc finger protein
Exons: 2
Coding region: 79-1590 (503 amino acids)
Source: RefSeq, a predicted model, not a curated record